This is a messenger RNA of Papaver somniferum (opium poppy), 677 nucleotides long. Its product is annotated as probable histone H2A.1. Gene Ontology annotation, cellular component: nucleosome. Bases 92 to 502 code for a protein of 136 amino acids. NCBI's taxonomy places the organism in Eukaryota, Viridiplantae, Streptophyta, Magnoliopsida, Ranunculales, Papaveraceae. Gene Ontology annotation, molecular function: structural constituent of chromatin; DNA binding; protein heterodimerization activity. The record is from RefSeq and is a predicted model, not a curated record. The transcript is spliced from 2 exons.
UUCAAAACCACAUUUUCUCUGUGAUUCUCUCUCUGUUCCCUUCUAUCUUCACUUUCUGAAAAUUUUCAAAGAAGAAAUUUAGAACUUAGCCAUGGCAGGACGAGGAAAAACCCUAGGAGCAUCUGCUGGAUCUAAGAAGGCACAAACAAGAAGUAGUAAAGCUGGUCUUCAAUUCCCAGUUGGUCGUAUCGCUCGUUUCUUGAAAGCUGGUAAAUAUGCCGAACGUGUUGGUGCUGGUGCUCCUGUUUAUCUUGCUGCUGUUCUUGAAUAUCUCGCUGCUGAGGUUUUGGAAUUGGCUGGAAAUGCUGCAAGAGAUAACAAGAAGACAAGAAUUGUACCAAGACAUAUUCAAUUAGCUGUGAGAAAUGAUGAAGAAUUAAGCAAGUUACUUGGUACAGUUACAAUUGCUAAUGGUGGAGUUAUGCCUAAUAUUCAUACCCUUCUUCUUCCCAAGAAAUCUGCUGCUUCAAGUAAAUCAUCCCAUGAUGAUGAUGACAACUAAACGUAAUCACAGAGCUAGAUCUUUCAAUGUAGUCAGUCAGUUUAUUUUAGCCAUCUUAUUGAAUAUUCCAUGAAUGUGAAUGUGAAUAUUAUGUUGGGAAAAUCGUUUGUUCUUAUCAACUAUUAUUAAUGAAGAAUUGUUACAAUCCCUUUGAUUGGUUCAUUUCCUUUCUUCA